GUUUAUUUCUGGUAUGUACUAUCAUACACCUAUUCAGUGGUGUAGUCUCACAAAGAAAAUUAUCCCUGUCCUCCAGAAUCACAGCAUCGAAGAGAAAUGGGCGCCAUUGAAUUCAUCUUCAUCGUCUCCGCAGUGCACGUACAUGACAUCGUCAACCACUACUUGGCGAUGCUGGGCCAGGUAUACAACUUCUCCCAGGACUGUGUACUUCAUUAGAAUCUAUUCACAGAUUGAAAAUAUACAAGUAUUAAAUAGAAAUAUUGAGGUGCAAACGAAGUACAAGCAUGAAGAACCCACAGUAGAGAUCCCCGGACACGC
Messenger RNA from Sphaeroforma arctica JP610, 318 nucleotides. RefSeq lists its product as hypothetical. The record is from RefSeq and is a predicted model, not a curated record. Lineage: Eukaryota; Ichthyosporea; Ichthyophonida. The annotation marks the transcript as partial. The transcript has a single exon.